GACUGCUGCACUGUUUUUAAACCGUUAUUCUAAAUAAGGAAGCCUCCUCUCAGACAUAUGACCACCGGCCCAAUUUGGACUCUGCCAAAGUGCCCAUCACGUUGUGGGAUCGCUCAAAGGCACCCAGUGAGGCGCAUCUCUCCCCUUCUCGCAUGUGGACGGAGAGCAUUCAGCCCAACUCCCAGCUCCCAGCUGAGCUGACGCUGCAGUUCCGCGAUUCGGCUCCGCUCUGCCGGCUUGUAACUUUCCUUCCUUCGCCUGUUCAGUUUUGACGGAGCUACGAUGAAGUCAGAGUGAUGUCACGAAUAUGCGGAUGCCAGGCAAGGUGAGAUAGGUUUUUGGUGAGAGGUAUUCUCCACGGCCAGCGUUGCCCAUCGAGAGAAGCGCCGAGCGGCAAAACAUGAUCAUCAUCACCACCACCGCCACCACCUCAAGCUCUGCCGCGCUCUCGCUUCCUUCUCAUCUCCUCCCGGGCUUUCGUUUCAUGCCCGAAAUCCUGAUCUGCCUUCCAAAAAUAAGCUUCUGCCAGCAUGCCGAAGGACGAAAAACAAGAAGAGUGGUAUUUUUAGGGCCAUUAAUUUUGACCACGUGUCCCGAAGGUAAACCGGAUGGCCAUUGCGCAAAGGCUCCUCAUCAGUAUGUCCUACGAGGCCGGCACGCACUGGACGUUGACUGCGAUUGUUCUAGGGUUCUUAGUGGGGGUUGUGUCAUCAUAUCCUAUUCCAAGCAGGACUAAUGCAAGUAUAUUGGAGGAAAGAUGGGAGACCCUGUUCUCCCACUCCAUUCUGGGAAUCUCGGGGGAGAAAUCGGACCUGAACUGGGAGAGUGACUAUUUGCUGGGCAUCAAGAGAGUGCGGAGGCUGUACUGCAAUGUGGGCAUCGGGUUUCACCUUCAGAUCCUUCCAGACGGCAGGAUUAACGGUGUACAUAAUGAGAACCAGUACACCCUGAUAGAAAUCUCCACGGUAGAGCGGGGAGUCGUUAGCUUGUACGGAGUCAGCAGUGGCCUAUUUGUCGCAAUGAACGGCAGAGGAAGGUUGUACGGAACGGCAACCUUUUCUGACGAGUGCAAAUUCAAGGAGAACCUGCUGCCAAAUAACUACAACGCCUACGAGUCUGCGGCCUACCAGGGCUUCUACAUGGCGCUCAGCAAGCACGGCCGCGUCAAGAGGGGCAACAGGGCCACGCCGGCCAUGACGGUCACACACUUCCUCCCACGGAUAUGAGCUACGCUCACAGGAGCUCACUAAUUUGCACACGUGCAUGUUUUCCCAGCCUGUGUGCAUAUAUACAUGUAUACAUGCAGUGCCAAUCUAAAGUCUGGACAUACCUACCAAAAAUGAUGUGUUUUUCGACAAGAUGGCAACCCUCAGCACACCUGGAGCUUAUGUAAGUUCUGUAGGGGGCAGCAUGUGGCUCAGUGGGCUAAGCCUGUGUGCCUGUAAUCAGAAGGUCGCAGGUGGCAGCCCUUCACAGACAACUUCCUCUAUGAAAAAAAAGAGCAAGUUGUGGGAGGCGUAAAGACAAUUUCCCUACGGGGAUCAAUAAAAGUGUCAAUUAUUAUUAUUAUUAUUGUAUUAUCCUGUGAAUGAGCAAAGAGAUGCAGCGCUGUGACAGAUGACCUGGCCCCCACAGCCCCCCGACCUAAACCCUUCAGAGCUGGUUUGGGAGUCAAAGAGAAAGACCAAGGGAUCCAACCAGUGCCCAGAACUUGUGGAAACUCCUUCAGGGCUGUUGGAGAAGCAUCCCAGGUGGCUACAUCUGGAACCUUUUGACAUGUAUUACUUCGUUGCCUCAUAAGGUGACUGACAGCUAAAACAGAUGCAUUAAAAGCAGGUGUGUCCAGACUUUUGACUGGUACUGUACAUAUAUAUGCACACAUUCAUACAAAUACACACUGACUGCAAAAUGCUACUAUAACUAAUGGUAUCUAUUCUGUCUUCAUAUAUGUAUAUUUGGGUAGUUAACUUUGUAUUAGAACCUAUAUAUAUGCCAUACUUUGCUGCUUAUCAUUUUUAUUAUUGUUAUUAUAUAAAGGGGGUGCAGGCUUUACCUGACACCCCCUUUAUAUGGGUGCUUGCCGUAAAUGGUAGAAGCUUCAUCCUGUCAUUGGUAUGGCUAAUAUCCUUAGCUUUUAAAGGCGAAAUCGAUACUUUUUAUUACCUCAACCGGCCACCUCCUGAAAGGUUGCAUGACAUCAUGCUCACAAAACUUUAUAUUCCGUCCGGCCCCUUUAAGAGCUCUGCUGCCGCCUCCGCUGCUGGUAACCGAGAGGUGUUGAGCGCAGCCCCGUUGCCGUGUGAGCAUGCGGUGCCUUUGCUUUGCCUAAGCUUCUCCAUUGGCUCCUUUAUGCGCCUGUGACAGGCCUGAAUCCGUGAUCAGGGACGGGGUUGAGAUGUGAAUGGAGAUCGAGGCUUUAGGUAAUUUUCAGUAUAGAAAUGAUUACUUGAGUCUCCCCCCCGCCCCACUCUGUAAAUAGAUGCAUUCAGUAAUGGAGACUCAGCCAGUUGUUGAAGUUGGGUUUGGCAAGUCGCUUGUAGCUUGUUAUCCCAAAGAAAACGAACAUUUGUUGGGAAAAGAAAUGUGCUUUUACAACUUUUCCGACAUUACAUUGGAGCCGAAAUGCUUGGUCCGAAGUACGUUUCAGUUACUUUACUAAAAGAUAUUGAGUACUAGGCUAUUGUACACAGGACUUGCAGUCGAUGCUCUUGACCUGGGGAACCGCUGUUAUAUGUAACUACUUGACUCCAGGAAAUGUUUUGCUGAAUGAAAUGGGUUACAAAAUAUGUAAAAUCUAUAGAUGCAAUCAUCGUAAGGUGCUUGAGAUAAGUGGCUGCUUAGCAAAUAAUAAUAAAAAAAAAAAAACACUGUAAAAAAUGUUGGAAUGAUGAAAACCAGAGCAUAAGAUUGAUGUUUUUCUUUGACUUGCCGAAGCAGAUCAUAUUUCUGGUUGCAAAAUAUCAACAACGGCUGGUAAUUUGUAGAUCAUGAAGAUCGGUCUUGUGUGUUUUAUUCAGUUUUAAUUUAAUUUAAUUUAUUUUUUUGGGAAUAUGCUUUUAUUAUGCCAAAAGAGCAAUAGUUACUGUAUUUGUUGGUGAGUGUGAAGGUGAACUGAUGUUAAUUUGAGUGACAGUCUGUGUGGGAUGGAGAGGAGUCACUGUGCAGUUCAUCAAGGGCUCUGCCAUGCUUGUUUAUUUUCCACAAAAUGUCUGCCGUCUACUUGAAUACAAGGGCUGGUCUUCAACCCUUUCUGAGCCAAUGGUCCUUUGUCCAGGAGUGGGACUAUUUUGUUCAUGAAAAGGCAAAUGGGACGUGGUAAGGAAGACUAAUUUCCUCAUUUUUGCAAGGAGGUUUUCAAAGUGAGCUGCGCCAAAAUUAAGGAAGCUUUUUGUACGGACUGUUUACAGUUUAGGGCAGGAAAGCUGACGGUCAGAAGUCAGUGAAGACAGCCCGUCAGGGUGUGAUAUGCUGGAUCUUCCCUGUGCCUCAACAUGGGAGGUUCCGCUUUAAAGUAACCUAACACCGAAGGAUACUAUUCAUUCUUAUGGAGCUUCAGUGUCCGGGGCGGUAGUGUCGAAAGUGUAUUUGUUUGUUUAUAUAUUUAUUACUCAUUUGUAGCAUAUGUAGACAUUCAUUUCGGUUUUUUUUUGCCUGUCCUUGCGGACAGCGGGACACUUUCCUCAUUGCAAACAGAAGCAUUGUGUGAACCUGACGACGUCGCGUUCAUUGGUGUGCGAGUACUGCCGGGGGGGUACUGUGCACCACCGUCAACGUGACAAACUGGAGGGCGGGGUGAUCUUAAGAUGCCAAUGAAAAUAUACGAAACGACAUUCUGGCAAAAGGGCAGCCGCUGAGGGUGGUACGCCUGCCCCCCCUCCGGGUCCCGCGAGGAGGUGUGCAGUGUCAGUCUGUGCUGUUUGUGCGUCCGCUAUCAGUCUCGUAUUCCUGCACUGAGGGGGAUGUGCUUCCUCCGACCCCCUUCUCUUUGUUAACAUAUACCUCACCUUCUGCCUUAGUUCCGAUUUGUUACUACGAUUGUAAAUUAGUAGGAAGCAACAGACUUCUCCAAUCAUUUAUUUCUGAAAAAAAUGACAACGAGAGUAAGAAUACUAAUAUAUAUAUAAAAUGGGUUUCCUUUUAUUUUUCUACGUAUGUGCUGUGCACAGGAGUCUACUGUAUUCCUAAAACUACAAUAAAAUUUUGUUUUUUUUAA
Molecule: messenger RNA, 4213 nt
Organism: Brienomyrus brachyistius
Lineage: Eukaryota; Metazoa; Chordata; Actinopteri; Osteoglossiformes; Mormyridae
Product: fibroblast growth factor 4B-like
Exons: 3
Coding region: 609-1226 (205 amino acids)
Biological process (GO): cell differentiation; positive regulation of protein phosphorylation; animal organ morphogenesis
Cellular component (GO): cytoplasm
Molecular function (GO): fibroblast growth factor receptor binding; growth factor activity
Source: RefSeq, a predicted model, not a curated record